This is a messenger RNA of Fonsecaea multimorphosa CBS 102226, 939 nucleotides long. RefSeq lists its product as uncharacterized. NCBI's taxonomy places the organism in Eukaryota, Fungi, Ascomycota, Eurotiomycetes, Chaetothyriales, Herpotrichiellaceae. Bases 1 to 939 code for a protein of 312 amino acids. The transcript has a single exon. Gene Ontology annotation, molecular function: hydro-lyase activity. The record is from RefSeq and is a predicted model, not a curated record.
AUGACUUGGCCAGCCUUGCCGAAUCGCGCUGCUUAUUUGGCCAUCAAGAACGGAAAGCGUCGGAAUGCCCUGUCUCUUGCGGUCUUGCGGGAUUUGCGCGAUCAACUGCAUGCGUACAACCAAUCACCCAUUGACGGCCGCGUGAGGAUCCUGCCACCGUUCAAGCCAGGAAUACUCGAGGAGCUGGAAGUGGCCGCAAAAGACCAGCACUCCGAAGCUGCAAAAGAACAUGGAUGGCUCCUUGACAUUGAAAAGUGGCAAGAGCACCGACAGGGACUACCCAAUGUUAUUGUGUUGCGCACUGAGGGAUCUGUGUUUUCAUCGGGCCACGACUUGGGCGAACUACGAAGAUUGAGCCAUGAUGAAGUAAAGGAGACAUUCGCCCUCUGCGCCGAAGUUAUGUCCUUGAUCAGGCGCUCUCCAGCCCCAGUGAUUGGGGUUAUCCAAGGGCUGGCGACUGCCGCUGGGGGCCAGCUCGCUCUGACGACGGAUCUUCCACUGGCAUGUGCUUCAACUGGAUUCCGCUUGCCGGGAGCAUCGUUGGGGCUGCCUUGCACGUCUCCAUCCACUGCCGUUUCACGCAGACUAGGGCAUGCAUUCACGUAUCGGAUGCUUGCUCUAGCCGAGCCAGUGCGGGCGGAUCAGCUUCCAGGAGGGGCAGUUGAUGUGUUUCCAGAUGAGGCAGCUCUGGAGAGGCGGGUUGCCCAGAUAGUUAGUCAAUUGUCAGAGAAGACGGCAGCACAGCCACAGGCGCUGGGCAAAUGGGGAUAUUGGACACAGUUGGGAUUGUACGGGGCUACAUCUGCGUCGGGGGGUGAUGGCUAUGAAGAUGCAGUAGCAUGGACUGGCAGGCUCAUGGCUCUGCACGCGAGAUCUGCAGAUGCUAGGGAAGGUAUUAAUGCCUUUUUUGAGAAACGGCCGCCUGUGUGGAAGCUCUAG